Zea mays is the source of this 2784-nucleotide messenger RNA. RefSeq lists its product as uncharacterized. Lineage: Eukaryota; Viridiplantae; Streptophyta; Magnoliopsida; Poales; Poaceae. The transcript has 6 exons. Gene Ontology annotation, cellular component: membrane. Gene Ontology annotation, molecular function: glucuronosyltransferase activity. The record is from RefSeq and is a predicted model, not a curated record. Bases 332 to 1555 code for a protein of 407 amino acids.
AGGCAGCAGAAGCCGGCAGGCAAUAAUUACGACACGCCAUACGCUGCACGCCCGUACCGUACCGCCGGCGCACAACCCGCCCGAUUUCCUUGCACGAAACGCCGCUGCUUCGGGCUUGCGCUGCGGUGCGGGUAAGGCGCUCACCUCACCUUCACCUACAUCUCGCACUCUGUCCGUCUGUCUCCACCAGCUACCGAGCCAGCCAGCAAACAAGCAAGCAACCGACUGCCCCCUUGCCCGUACGCAGUACACCUCGCGCCGGUGAGCGAGCGAAUGCCGCGGGAGCUCUAGCCCUCGGCUCCUCGCCCGGGCCGGCGUGUCGUUCCGAUCCAUGAGGAAGCUGCCGCCAGCGCACCGCCUCCGGUGGAUGCGCGCGCUGCUCCUCGCGCUCCCGCUCGUCUCGCUCCCCAUCCUCUACGCGGCGCUCGGCGCGGCGCGCUCGUCGGCCUCGGCGGCGCGGCCGCCGCCGCCGCCGCCGCAGCAGCAGCAGCAGCGGAGGCCGCCGCCGAGGCUGGCGUACCUCAUAACGGGCGCAGGCCCCGGGGACGGCCCGCGGAUCCGGAGGCUGAUGCGGGCGCUCUACCACCCCUGGAACUACUACCUCGUCGGAGUGGCGGGGGAGGACGAGCGGACGGAUCUCGAAGCCUUCGUGCGCGCCCAGGAGGCGCCGCGCCGGUACGGCAAUGUCCGGGUGUCGGCCGCGGGGGAGUGGGGCUCCGUCUCGCGGAGGGGCCCCACCGAAUUGGCCUCCACGCUCCACGCCGCCGCGGUGCUGCUCCGGGAGUUCGACGGCUGGAGCUGGUUCAUCAAUCUUAGCGCCUCCGAUUACCCGCUCAUGCCCCAAGAUGACAUCCUUCAUAUCUUCUCAUACAUGCCAAGAGACCUCAAUUUCAUUGAGCACACAAGCAAUAUUGGUUGGAAAGAGUAUCAAAGAGCCCGACCAAUCAUUGUAGACCCAGCAUUGCAGGUCCCAAAUAAAACUGAGGUUGUAACAACAAAGGAGAAAAGGAGUAUGCCCUCAGCUUUCAAAAUAUUUGUAGGUUCGUCUUGGGUGAUGCUUAGUAGAUCAUUCCUGGAGUUUUGCUUACUGGGAUGGGAUAACCUUCCUCGCACACUACUCAUGUAUUUCACCAACUUCCUCUCGUCCUCAGAAGGCUACUUCCACACAGUGAUCUGCAACUCAGAGUACUACCAGAACACCACUGUGAACAGUGAUCUGCGCUUCAUGGCAUGGGAUAACCCACCUCGGACGCACCCUGCUAACCUCACAACAGAGCAUUUUGAUGCAAUGGCAGACAGCGGGGCGCCGUUUGCACACUCAUUUGCCAAUGAUAACUCAGUCCUGGAUAUGAUCGACGCCAAGUUGUUGGGGCGAGCACCUGACCGCUUCACGCCGGGUGGAUGGUGCCUGGGUAGCUCAGUAGGCGGGAAAGAUCCGUGUACCUUCUUGGGAAGGUCCUUUAUUCUCAGGCCGACCAAAGGCUCGGCCAAGCUAGAGAAGUUGCUGUUGAAACUUUUGGAACCUGAUAACUUCAGGCCUAAACAGUGUAAAUAACACUCAUUUUACAUGGUAGCCAGUUCUUUUUUUUUUUGUGGUAGUGUUCAGAAGCCGAAGUUUGAUGACAUGUUUCUUGUUGUUGCGGCAGUAGGCAUUACAUACAGAUGUUUUAUACUUGCAACCGGAAAGCUCAACUCACAAGUGAUUUGAGAUCAUACACGAUACAUGUACUCUUGCUGUUUCAUCACUUCUACGGCUGUACAACAACCGAUGAUAAUGAGAGGUUCGCUGGAAGUCAGUCUGAUAUGAGAGGUUGCCCUAGGUUUCGGCCCCACCCUGUUCCAUCCGGGAAUUAACCGGUUCGGUUCGUGUGGGAGUUUAUCAUACAUUUUGUUUUGGCAACAUUGGUAAAGUAAAAUUCCUGAGCGCUGCAGCAGUUUUUGAACACGAAAGUGAAGACGCUUUGGUCGUUAAAGAUCGCAAAUCCCACUCACCUCAAGUCACUUCCCAACUUGGACAUGGCGGUCCACUCCCACCUUCCCGAAACUGCUCGUACGAUCUCAAGCACGGCUCCUCCCUAGUUGUCGGCUCUCGGCCGCAUCACCAUCCCCGUCGCCCCGAGCAGUCUCGUUCUCCAGGUACUUCUCUGAUUCUCUCUUUCUUCGUCAUGGCUUACCCUUCCGGAUCGGUGCUUUCUCCCCGCCGCAGUAAGAAUCCCCCCACCCACGGGUUCCGGUUACCACUCGGCGGUAGACCUGACGGUGUUGAGGUGUUUCCGCUUGCUGGAACAACUUCGCUGGCGCCUGCAAGCUGUUCGACCGAAUGCUUCUGCGAAUGAAGUGAAGGUGAGGGUGAAGCAGCAGAAUGGGUCGGUAGGCUGGUGCUUUGCACAUAAACCCAAAGAAGUUUGGUGCUGUUGCGAAGCCUUGCAUGCCAGAAAUGGUGGCCUGGCCUUAAACAAACAGAAUGAUGACAAGUGCAUCAGGCAGAAGUAUCUUUUGGUUGCAUGCACCCAAACUCAGAAGGGGAGGCCAAAGAACGCAGCGAAGACCAUCAAUUACCAUCUCCAGCGACUUGGGCACAUCAAGUUCCUCUAGGUGCAUGAUUUUGAUAUCAUUUCCGCAUUAGGCUUUACUGCCCUGUGUAGAAGUUCAGGAAGAGAAUUUUUUUUCCAAAAUAGAUUUGCUGAAACGAGGAAUUAAUGUGUUUGCUUAGAUUGGGCAAUGCUCAGCAAAUAACUCUGUCAAACAAUAAUAUAUCAGCAGUAUAUUGAUACUGUUUUUUUC